GAGAUUGACCCAUUCAUGUCACAUGACAAAGAUGCCGCCAUGGCGGCCGGUGAAAAGCAACAAGAAGUAAGAGUGGAAGAAACAUUAAAAAUACGYAUCGGUGAAGCAAAAAAUCUGCUGCCAAGAAAAGAACCGCGAAGCGGUCGCAAUUCGUACUGUGUUGUAAGCUUAGAUCAGGAACAAGUGUUUCGUACAGCUACGGUAGAAAAAAGUCUUAAUCCAUUCUUUGGAGAGGAUGUUCAUUUUGAAGUACCAAGAGACUUCCGUUCCCUUUGUUUCUAUGUGUAUGAUACAGACUUGAUAGGAAAAGAUACUGUUUUAGGAAAGGUUGCUAUUAAGAAAGAAGAUCUUCAAAAACUCCAUUCUGAUACUUGGUUUGACUUGGUGCAUGUUCAUGCAGACACUGAAGUCCAGGGAAGGAUACACUUAGAAAUCAAGUACUUUGACAGUAUUCCAGAUUUACAUGAAGAAGAACUAUCAAGCACUCCUAAACUAAGAAUCAGAAUCAAGGAAUGUAGUGAUAUAUUUGCCUGUAGUGGUGGUGGGACAUUCUCUGAUUCAUUUGUGACAGUUACAGUACUAAACCCACCAUCCAGAUCAGACACACGGAAAACUAGAGUUAAAAGGAAAACAGUUAAUCCCCAGUUUGAUGAGUCCUUUCUUUUUGAGUUACCUUAUGAAGACCUGGAAAACACUAUAGUAAGAUGUGCUUUGUGGAGUUCUACCCURCUUGGAGAAGAUGUUUUCCUAGGAGAGGUCAGAAUUCCAUUGAACAAGUGUGACUUGGUAGCAGCACACGAAGGCUGGUACUGGUUAGGUCCCAGGGAAGAUAGAAGAUCAUCAGUCAGUCAACAGAGCAUUGGAUCUUUAAGAGUCAAGAUUUGUUAUACAGAAGAUCAUGUUUUUCCUUCAUCUUACUAUGAUCCUAUGAGAGAAGCAAUACUUGAUACCCAUAAACAUCAAGAUGUGACAACAGCUCCUUCAUUUAUUCUUUCUGAAGUCGUCAAGGACAAGCUUUCAGCUGCUAGAUCUCUUGUCAGGGUGUUUUCACAUCAUAAUCGGGUUGUGGAGUUUAUAAAAUCCAUAGUCGAUUAUGAAGUGAAGUCUACAGCGGAUCCCAAUACACUAUUCAGAGGAAACUCAUURGCAACUAAAGCAGUUGAUGAAUUUAUGAAGCAUGCUGGGAUGCAGUACCUUCACGACACUAUAAAACAUCUAGUGGAUGAGAUAUUUGAAGAAAGAAAAAGUUGUGAAAUUGAUCCUUCCAGGCUUCGUGAUGGUCAGUCAUUAGAAGCAAACUUGGCUAACUUACAAGGAUAUGUAGAUAAGCUGUUCAAUGCUAUCACCUGUUCUGCCAUUGCUUGUCCUACUAUUAUGUGUCAAGUGUUCUUUACCAUCAAAGACUCAGCUGUUAAAAAGUUUCCUGAUGARCCUGAUGUACGGUACACAGCGGUCAGUGGUUUUGUAUUUCUGMGAUUCUUUGCACCAGCCAUUUUGAAUCCUAAAUUAUUUCAGAUGAGAAGUGAGCACCCUGAUCCACUGACAGCAAGAACUCUCACAUUGAUAUCCAAAGCAAUUCAAAGCAUUGGGAAUCUUGUCAGCUCUGUGUUUUGUGGCCAGGUUAAAGAACCAUACAUGGARAAUCUUAAAGCUAUGAUUCUUGAUGAGAAACACAUCUUAGCAAUCAAAGGGUUUCUUGAUGCAAUUGCAACAUCACCUGUCAACUCCCAAGGUUUGCCUGUAGAUUAUCAAAUAGUUCUGAAAGAAGGGUAUCUGAUCAAGCGAUCACAAGGAAGAUCAAGGUUUGGAUUCAAGAAUUUCAAGAAGCGUUUUUUUGUGUUAACCAACAGAGGUCUGUCUUACUACAAGACCAAAGGCAAAGGUCUUCUCUGUCACAUAUCAUGUGAUGAUAUCAAAGGUGUUGAGAAACUUGGAGAAGAAUCUUUCAAACUUAAAUUGAUGUUUCAGAUAUUUCAACCUGACAAGCCACUGUACAUUCAGGCCAACAACAGUGUAGAGGAACGUGAAUGGAUGACUGCAUUACGAAAGUUGUGUCAAAGUAAUACUGAUAAAAUUGAGAAGUAUCAUCCAGAGGCUUUUGUWUGUGGUGCAUGGCUAUGCUGUAAGGAAAGGAGUGACAAAGCAGCAGGAUGCCAGCCAGUUACUGAAAUGCCACAGCCAAAGUGUGUCAAUGUUGUUAUCGAUUGUGACAGAGAAAUUGAGAGAAUCCACUCAUUGUUUUUAGUCAAUCUUGAACAAUUGGAUGAACUUCAAGUUGAAUGGGAGUCAAGUUACGAGUCGUCAGAUGAUGAUGAUCGACAUUAUUGCAAGGCGAAAUUGGAGUCUAUUAAUACAAUACGAUCACAUAUCAUCAGCUUAGAACAAGAACACAAACAAUACCGUAAAAUAACUAAUCGUUUGACCAGACAUGGAAGCAAAAAAUGUCCAUGGGGGCCCACCCAAGAAGAGCUCGAUCCAAUACGUCACGUGACUUUAUGACCAGGUCACGUGAUUGUAAGUAGGCAUAUUUUAUAUUUUACCAUUGUACCUCAUUGUAUGAGGCCAGGAACAUCUGCUAUCGUUUCACUUUCUUUUGUCAACUUAUAAAAGCAUGCAAAUGCAACACUCUUCAAGCUGAUGGUUUUUGUUUUGUAACGCAAAAUAACCAUGUUGUCUUAGCUUUCCAAGCCACAACUUGAAGAUCCUUUUUGACAAAUGUUAAAGAUCCUCUUUGUAGUCUUUGUACAGAUCUGAAUUCUACGGCCCCUGUACAGAUAUGUGCAUCAUUACAAUUCAAAAACCAUCCAGUCCAUACAGAUAUGCACCAGGGAACUUGAUAUCGAUUUAUUUAAAUUGUUGUUAUUUUAAUGUAGGUACAAUACGUAGACACAGGAAGCCCAAAGAUGUUUAUAKAAAACCAUAGUGAAGUGGAUUGGGCUUCCUGUGGAAUAUACUACGUGAAAUUAAGAAUUUUUUGUUGUAAGCAAGUUUUGCUUGAUUUCAAUCCGGCUGGUUUCCGGAUGUAAAGUUUAUACAUUUCCAUACAUAGAUAGAUCGCUAUUUAUUCAGCCAUAUUUGGGAAAUGAAAUUGGUUUUAAGGUGUAUCUAAUGAUAAUAAACCAAUUAUAUAUGGAACAUUUUAACCAUCAAAAUAUUAGUGCAAUGCAUGUUGUACCUUGGGAAACUGAAUGUAGGAUUAGAUAUCCCUCGCAAAAAUCCUGUCACGUGAUAGAGGUGGACAUAUCACGUGAGCAUGGCAGGAUGUUGUAACGACAUACCUCUUAAUAGUUGCGUGGUGGACCAAGACCAUCCWYGUGGCAUUUCGAUGCAAAAGAAACGCCUGUCACGUGAUCUUUAGUGCCCAAGGUCAUGUGACAAGCGAUAUGUGAGGUUACUGAGUUAGAGAGAAUGUUAUAAUAAUUACCUAAUGCAUGCUAAAAGGGCAAUACCCGAUCCUUGUCUUAGUGAUGGCAUUUCAUGUAAUCGCAGAGUCGAUCAACAUUUUGACUGAAAUACUUUGUUAAUGUCUCCUUUAAGAUAUCAUUUUACGCAAAACGAUGUCCAGAAAAUGUAGUUUGACAAACAGAAACUCGACGGUCAAUUACUAGGAAGGAUUUCGGUAUUGCUUCAAUUACUCCAAUUCAUGUGGCGAUAUUUAGGUAGAUAUUCUACCUCGAUUCUACCAAACAUUGGUAUACUUUAAUGAACGGUUAGAUCCGUGUGUAUCUCAGUUUUCUAGUAAAACUGCUGCCAUCUCUCAUCAUCGGCUGCCUUGGUUGUGUUAUAAUCAUGUGAUUAUUCAAGUUUUAAGAUGGAUUCGGCCACCUGUAGAGAUUUCCUCUAUUUUCCAUGUAAAACCUUCGAAACUAGAUGGACGAGGGCGAAUGGUAGCAUCCCGACUUGUCUUUCAUUACUGAUCAAAMGCCAUAAGAUUUUUUAGUUUCGAUAGAAAAAGUCCGCAUGGUUAAAGGACGAAAUGUCCGAACGUUUUCUAUCUUUUUACGGUAUUUUUUUUCCUCACUACUGUUAGRAGCACGUUGUAGUUCACAUUUAUACGCACUUGUGAUGAUUAAUAGAAUUCGCCCUCGUCCAUCAGUGCAGCGUGUUUGAUCAUUUUAGUAAACUUCGUUGUGACGUCUACUAAUGCAUCCAAUCCACUGAAACUCCGGUCACCAAAUCCCGGGUAGUACCUGAGAGCUAACAUAUUAUAAUCAACGGGAAGGGGGGAGGGAAUUAUCUGCUAAACCAAAAGAAAUGAUCUGUUUAGCCGACUUUUUAAGGCCCUAAGAGUCGGGACAGACUCGGUAUUGCCCGAGGGGAGGAGGGUGUGGUUUCAAUUGACUGAUGCAUAACUGUCCAAUUAGAACGUACGUUUGUAUCACUGAAUAAUCACCACAAUGCCAUUUGCAUUUCAAAUGCAGUUUAAUAUUUUCUGACAACGCUCUUGAAUAAGCUGUAAUCUUAUUUACUAGUGUGUAUAUAUUAAUUUACAGAUUUGUUUAUGUAAGCAAUUUCUAUUGGAUAAUUUUGUUGCUAAGCAAUAUGUUAAGAUAUUUAUUACAAGAGAGGUCAUUGGUCAAACCAGUGCGCAUGCGCAAUGAAUUAUCAAUAAAAGGACUUUAUAUCAA
Exaiptasia diaphana is the source of this 4628-nucleotide messenger RNA. RefSeq names its product ras GTPase-activating protein 3-like. Gene Ontology annotation, biological process: regulation of GTPase activity; intracellular signal transduction. NCBI's taxonomy places the organism in Eukaryota, Metazoa, Cnidaria, Anthozoa, Actiniaria, Aiptasiidae. The record is from RefSeq and is a predicted model, not a curated record.